AUGCGCUCCAAAUACCUGUCACUCUUUAGCGCGUUUUUGAGUAUUGCGUUCGUUGGGAGAGUAGGAGCGUCAUGCUACUAUCCAGAUGGGACGUUCCCUACUGACUACAUAUAUACCCCUUGUACCGGAGACACAUAUUCAUCGUGUUGCAUAGCGAGUGAAGGAGAUCAGUGUCUCUCAAACGGCCUAUGCGAGUAUCCAGGUGGCGACUAUGUAUUCCGAGGAGCAUGUACGGACAAGACAUGGGAAGCGCCAGAAUGCUUCCAGCACUGCAAGACCGGCGAUUCUAGCGAUACUUAUGAUACUCUGGUGUCUUGCGGUGGCACCAAGUAUUGCUGUAACAGCGAGGGAAGCACAUGCUGUAAUGAUGACAGCAAAGUCUUCGAUGUCGGCAUCGCUUCCGUCAUCAACGACCUAGCCAGCUCAACAUCUGCAGAACUAAUCGCAACACAAACGGACGAGCCGGUCGCUACACAGACGGAUGCUGGUGCUGGCCAACCCACCACAUCUUCCCACGCCCUCUCCCACAGCGUCACAAAGUCAUCGCACUCCGCAUCAACGGGAACCGCCGCCGCUGCCACUAAUACCUCCACAUCUAUACCACAACCAGCUCACACAAGCCACGUCGCCAUAUACGCUGCCAUCGCCGCGGGAGUGGUGAUUCUCGUAGUAGCCAUACUCCUCGUCUGGUUCUUCCUACGCCGACACUAUAGGAAGAAGGCAGGCGCUACGACGGCGAACUCGAUCUCGUACCCGCUCACCAAUGCUGGCUUCGAACGCCUCCCUGAUAAGAGUCCAAGGCCGGUCGAGGUGCCAGCUCCGCAUACGCCGGCACCGCCUUAUCAGCCUCCUGUGUAUCAGUCGCAGUAUCAACAACCGACGGUGCAAGGAGCGAUGGAGCUGGAUUCGCCGUAUAAUCCGCCAAGGAAUAAUGGGUAUGGGAAGCCUGUUUAUGAGGCGCCGUAAGUACAACCUGGGACAUUGGUUGGCUCCCGGGAGAUCUUGAACAUAUUCAUAUUUUGGGCACACUAUUUGGGUUUGCGGUGUACUGGUGAUGUUUUGGUGACGGAAUAGAUAUAUGGCGUCACUUGCGUUUAGUGAUAGAUUUGCACGAGAAGGGCGUUUGCGGGUCCGGAAGUUAGGUUGCAUUUACGUGUCUGCUACGUCAUUUUCAUGGAACUUCGCGUUUGAGUAAUUAUGGCCUAUUUCUAGUCACUUAAAAAAGACGUUCUGUU
Messenger RNA from Mytilinidion resinicola, 1235 nucleotides. RefSeq lists its product as uncharacterized. The record is from RefSeq and is a predicted model, not a curated record. The coding region runs from base 1 to 966 and encodes 321 amino acids. Lineage: Eukaryota; Fungi; Ascomycota; Dothideomycetes; Mytilinidiales; Mytilinidiaceae. The transcript is spliced from 4 exons.